Molecule: messenger RNA, 543 nt
Organism: Cylindrotheca closterium
Lineage: Eukaryota; Bacillariophyta; Bacillariophyceae; Bacillariales; Bacillariaceae
Source: the annotation of a GenBank genome assembly
AUGAUGCGAUUGGAAAAGCAGCGUUCCAAGACUUCGUUCACUGCUACGCAUCUGGUUGCUGUCCUCCUACUUGGUUAUCUUCUCGGAUACUAUCGAGGGAAUCGAUCAUCUUCAAAAAUACGAGACAGCAACAACCAAAAGAGUACUCUGGUAUCUGGUAGCUUUCAACAGUUGGAAUCAGUGCCUGUCCGAUCCACUGCCCAUGUCGAUGACCAGGGCCGUCCCAUUACCAAGCAACAACUGAUAAAUCCCUUUGUGCUGCCAAGAUUAGCUGGAAUCUCUGUUGCCACCUUGGAAUCUGGACAAACUGUAGCAAAACAUGAACACGACAGCAUGCAUGAAUUCUUUUUCAUUUUGCAAGGAAAAGCUACCUUUCGAGUGGCAAAAGCAGCAGUCAAGGGCGCAAUCGAUCAACAAGUAGUAACUGUUUCCAAGGGAAGCUUUGUUCACUGUGCUCCACAUGAGACGCACGAGAUUGUUGGGCCUUCUGAUCCGAAUGAGGAACCCCUGAAAAUGUUUGUCGUUGGUGUCACAUUGGAUUAG